This is a messenger RNA of Coniosporium apollinis CBS 100218, 459 nucleotides long. RefSeq lists its product as uncharacterized. The transcript has 2 exons. The coding region runs from base 1 to 459 and encodes 152 amino acids. NCBI's taxonomy places the organism in Eukaryota, Fungi, Ascomycota, Dothideomycetes. The record is from RefSeq and is a predicted model, not a curated record. Gene Ontology annotation, cellular component: mitochondrion; nucleus. Gene Ontology annotation, biological process: mitochondrion organization.
AUGCCUCGUCAAUCCCGCGGUUCAGCUCCUCCCCGCCGGCCCGUCGCCGCGCCCGCAAGGCCAAAUGUUACGCCUCCCCAGCAGCCGCAAGCCCGGCCUGCGACGACCGCUGCUCGCCCACCUGCCCAGGCGCAGGCACCUCACCCACCAGCUCAGGCACAAGGCCAGAGCCCGGGACUAUUUGGCCAGAUGGCCAGCACCGCUGCCGGUGUCGCAGUCGGCUCCUCAAUCGGCCACGCCAUAGGCGGCUUCUUCGGCGGCGGCUCCUCCGCGCCGGCUGAGGCCCAGCAGACCAACGCCUCCGCCACCGGCGACAACAGCUACAACGAGCCGGCACGCUGUGCGACAGACGUCAACAACUUCAAGAACUGCAUGAACGAGAACCAGGGCGACCUGACUAUCUGCGGGUGGUAUCUGGAUCAGCUGAAGGCGUGCCAGGCGGCGGCGAGGGGGUAUUAG